UUGCAGCAAUUUUAUUCAAAAGGGGUGCAAAUAAUGAUUAAAAAUGUUUUACCAAUUCCAACGAAGGUAAAUGCCCCCCUGUGCGGUCUCCCAUGAAUUUGUGCGAUUAUAAUAAUGAAUGAAAUAAGAACAGAGAUGUGUGUCGGAGAUGAAAGUGCGCUUUCUCGAAAGUGCACUUUCGGAAUCUCGCUGCGACAAGAAAGGGUAGUCUGUAUGCGUCUCUCAGGACGGAGGGAAGAAGCGAAGGAGAGAGGGUGGAUAGGGGUGGAAUCUGCCGCAUAGUGCGCGGAGAUAUAGAGUGCGCCGAGCGAGCCGAGGCCGAGAGGGAAACUCUGACACGGUCGGAUAUCGCGCGUCAGUUGCUAUGCGUCCGGGCAAAGUGGCGAACGGAGCGCGCGAGAGCCCGAGAACGAACCACCGUCCCUGAAAAGGAGAGUCUCUCUCUCAUCCCGGUUGCGGACGCGAAUUAAAUCUCCGUAUUAAAAUACGCUCACUCCACACUGCCUAAUCCUUUCUCCCCGGCGACGACGACGACGACGACGACGACGGAACCGCACUCCCCCAGACGACGUGCUCGUUCGACUUCCAUGCGACGACCGCGGAUCCGGCGCGAUUAGAGCACAUGGUCCGGCGAUCACGACGGCGAUGACCAUGAUCGCGAGUCGAGCCGCGCCGAUCAUCGGCUUCGUCCUCGUCCUGGCGGCGACUUUCGAUCGCGGUGAGGCGAUAAUUUGUUAUCAAUGCAACAGCGAGUACGACCCGAGAUGCGGCGACCCGUUCGAUCCGUACAGUCUGGGAACUGUGAACUGCAGCUUCCAACCUCGCUUGGAACAUCUCAGUCAUUUAGAACCUACUCUUUGCCGAAAAAUCAGUCAAAAAGUAUACGGCAAGGUGAGAGUCGUCCGAAGCUGCGGCUACCUCACGCAUGACACGGACAACGGCGAGUGCCUUAAGAGGACCGGCACCCACGACGUGCGCGCGAAAUAUUGCUCGUGCACUGGUGAUCUCUGCAACUCCGUCGAGAGUCUCCGCACGCCGUCCUUACUGCCAUUGGCGUCCCUCCUGACCGCCGUUCUGGCGAUACCGAGUCUGCUCCUGUCGUGCCCUCCUGUCUCUCGCCAGCCCAAUUCUGCCUAACGAUUCAUCGUGUCCAACCGAGUCACCCGAGUCAAUCCAGCCAGCCGCUAAUAACAAACGGACCGUUCGUAUAUCGAGAUACGCAAGAUUACAGUCAAUUUCGCCAGACGGUUUCCCCGAUUCGAGGGAUGAUAGAGGAACGAGGAAAAAAUGCUAUUUUUAGCCUAAUCUUAGUCUCCCGGCCUAAUUGAACCGAUGGUCAAACGAUAUGAUCGCUUCCACGAAUAUUUUGCUAGAAUUUCAGCUAUCGAAUUUUUCCCUCUUUCUGUCUGAAUGCUAUACAACGAAUCACUUUCCCUACUUUUCAGGAAUCUUUUUAAUUUUUCGCGCGCAUACGUAUUGCAAAAGCCUUAAGGAAAAAAGUGCAAUUUUUUAUCAUUUUCUUUUCUACAGCUCCUUUUAUUCUUCUUUCUCUUUUUUUAUUAUUCUUGAGAUUCUUUUACAAUUUUGAUAAACUGAAAUUCGAUUCGAAAGGAUAUGCAAUUAAUAUUGAGUAAUAUUCAAGAAUAUCGGAUAUUCUGUAUAUGUUACAUAAUUCUAAUAUCAAUCAAGCUACGAACGGUAAACUAUAUCCAUGAGAUAAAUAAUACAAUCCAAAUUAAUGAUAUAGUAUGUAGUCUUAUUGAGACAGAUCGAGCAAACAAUUAUCCUUGUUAGUUUUUUUUCUGCGAUAAAGUUUAAAGACAAGUGAUUUAUUUCUUCAAAAAAAUAUAAAAAUAAAAAAAGAAAUAUGCAAUCGUAGAUAACUGUCAUGGAAGAUCAAAAAAUAUGGAGACAUAAAUGUCAAGUUGGAACUUAUAUCUAUAAAAUAUAAAUAUAUCUACAUAUAAUCUAUCUAUUUAAACAACUUUCAUUUCAAGAUAAUACAAAUUAUUUAUAUUAAUCUAGCAAGUUUUUAUUAAAACAUGAACAAUUACUAUAAUUUGUAAAUGUAUACAUUCGACUCACUUUAUUCUGUUACGUAUAAAAUUUAUUUUCUUAGUCAGUUACAAGCGAUAUAAAUAUAUUUCACCAAACAAAUAUAAAAUCUUGGACUUCUCGCUUCUCAUCAAAGACAAAGAAUUAUCAUACAUUUGCGCCACGGUUUUCUCUCAAAGGAUUCACUGGAAUAAUAUGGCAUGUCUCUCGAAAGACAUAGUGAACAUCUUAGGGAAAUUUUUAAUCUCAUAGGUAGUAAUCGGGUAGAUUUAAUCGACUCCUCGACAGUGUCUUAGGCUGCGAACGGUCUGCAAAAAAUAGCCGGAUUAUAAUAUAGCGUAACGGUGAUAACUGCCAGAUACGCGAAGGCAACACUUUCAGUAGUACAUAUCUUCGCGAAAAAAA
Molecule: messenger RNA, 2460 nt
Organism: Nylanderia fulva
Lineage: Eukaryota; Metazoa; Arthropoda; Insecta; Hymenoptera; Formicidae
Product: UPAR/Ly6 domain-containing protein crok
Biological process (GO): positive regulation of voltage-gated potassium channel activity; sleep; regulation of synaptic transmission, cholinergic
Source: RefSeq, a predicted model, not a curated record